This is a messenger RNA of Durusdinium trenchii, 1113 nucleotides long. NCBI's taxonomy places the organism in Eukaryota, Dinophyceae, Suessiales, Symbiodiniaceae. The record is from the annotation of a GenBank genome assembly.
AUGGCUCCAAAGGCGUCCAAGUCAGCGGCCCCUAAGCCAGCGGCGGCACAAGCCUCUGGUGCUGCUUCAGCAUCAGGCUCUCACGCAGCCAAUGCCCCACUGCUCCCGGCCAAGCGUUCGGCCCCUCCCUCGCCCUCUACCGAAGCCUCUCCUGUCCGGCCCGCUUCCGCGCCCGCCACACCGGCAACACCAGAGCCCGCCACACCACUGACACCGACACUUCCCGGCACUGCCGCUCCUGGGACCACGUCGCCUCCAUCCAAGGCUCCGGCGCCUUUCCUUCUUCGCCGCCGCUCUGGCGGGGGUGCUCGCUCCAGCGGGCCCGCUCCGCUGCACAUUGCGAUCCACAAAUACUGUGAGGAUGGCAGCACCUGCCAUGAGUCUUUCGAACCCAAUGCUGCUGCAUAUAUCCUCCUGCUUCAACAGGCUGGAAACAAGGCUGCGCCUUCGGUUCUCUACCAACUCAAGACAAGCCUGGAGAAGUAUAUCGCGGCCAUGCACCAACAGGACACUGCAAUGCCGGCAAGUCUCAUGGAUUUGGCUGAUAUGUGCCAGCUCUGCUGGACCUUGGGCGCAGCACCUGGAUGGCAGCGUGCCCUGUACGCUGGCGGCAGUGAGGCGGUUGCUGCGGCUUUGCACCACCUCCACGCCUUCACUGCGCACCAAGUCGCCACCUUGUAUCCGGCUCAUCGUGUCUUGGACGUCCACGUUCACGGCACCAACCUGACGCUGGCUGAUGCAGCGCAAUUUGUCAAUUGGCAGCUCCAUAUGCAGCCCGGGCAGCAUCCAAGCAUGUCCAUUGCAGAAGCCGUUGCUCCUGGCGGCAACACGCAUCCCACCAUCACCGUGCAGAGCAGCCAGGAGGGGACAGACAUGUUCCAACUUCAAAUCAGCGGAAACACAUACCCGCUUCGCCACCAGCUGCACGCCCUGGGCCUUGCCGCUGAGACCACCCCGACCGGAUAUGUGCGGCGCUCCACGCCGUUGGAGGCAUCGGCCCUCGUCUCCUGGGCCAAGGAUCUCGCUCCCACCUUCCAGAACUCGUACUACCUCUGCAAAUCUGAGCCGGGAGUGGAUCCAGCACUGGUUGUUGAGAUCCGAGCAGCCCUGGCA